UGGCGAGGGCGGGCGGGAGUGGCGAGCGCCGGCGGGACUGGCGAGCGCGGGCCGGGCUGCGCUCAGGCGGGCCGUCCGCGUCCGCAGCCGCGGGGCGCCCCGUUAGUAAUGUCCCCUGGGACGUGGGUUUGGUUGCUAAGACGUUUUCCAGCAGCCGGGCGCUCGGCCGGCGCGGCGGGCCCUGAGGCGGGUGUCCGAGGCCGGGCCCUCAGGCGGCCGCGGCGGGGCGCGCUCACCCGGGGUCUCCCCCAGCCCAGGGUCCUGACGGAGGGCGUGGGUGGCCGGAGCCCGCCCGCAGUCCUGGAUGUCGGGGGCCGCGCCGUUCGAGAGGAGGCUGGUCCAUCUGGACCUCAAGGGAGCCCCGCCCAAGGUCUCGUACCUCGCGGAGGUUUUCCCUCUGUUCCGCGAGCUCGGCGCGAACGGCCUCCUCGUGGAAUAUGAGGACACGUUUCCCUACGAGGGCCGCCUGAGGCUGCUGAGGGCCACGCACGCCUACAGCCCCUCUGAAGUCAAAGAGAUCUUGCAUCUGGCCAGACUGAGCGAGCUGGAGGUCAUCCCCUUGGUCCAGACAUUUGGACACAUGGAGUUUGUGCUGAAGCACGCAACGUUCGCUCACCUCCGAGAAGUACCGCCCUUCCCCAACACCCUGAACCCCCAUGAGCCAGAGUCCCUGGCUCUGGUGGGAGCCAUGAUCGACCAGGUGCUGGCGCUGCACCCAGAUGCCCGGUGGCUGCACAUCGGAUGCGAUGAGGUGUAUUACCUGGGCGAAGGCGAGGCCUCGAGGCGCUGGCUGCAGCAGGAGCACAACAAUAAGGCAGCGCUGUGCCUGUCCCACAUGAGGGCUGUGGCCAGCCACGUGCGGGCCCGGCACCCCGGCACGACGCCCCUGGUGUGGGAUGACAUGCUUCGGGACAUCCCGCAGGACCAGCUCACAGUCCUCCUCAUGGAGAAGUUCCGGGAGUGCCGCUUCCCACGCCUCUGGGCGGCAAGUGCCUUCAAGGGGGCCACGGGGGCCAGCCGGGCCCUGCCGCCUAUCGAGUACCACCUCCACAACCACACACAGUGGCUGCAGGUGGCAGGCAGCGCGCCCACGGACGCUCUGCGGGGCAUCGUCCUGACCGGCUGGCAGAGGUACGACCACUUCUCAGUGCUGUGUGAGCUGCUUCCUGUGGGAAUCCCGUCCCUGGCCGCCUGUCUGCAGUUGCUCCUGCAUGGAGGGUUUACCGAAGAUGUUAAAACCAAGGUGGAGAACCUUCUCGGGCUCUCAAGCCUGGAGAUGACGGACUCUACGAGCAAGGGGGCUGGCUCCUUCCCUGGCAGCAACAUCCUCGCCCUUGUCACCCAAGUCAGCCUCCACCUGCGCAGCUCCGUGGAUGCACUGCUGGAGAGGAACAGGUACGUGACCGGCUGGUUCAGCCCCUACCAUCGCAGGCACAAGCUCAUCCACCCGGUCAUGAUCCAGCACAUCCAGCCUGAGGCACGCAGCCUCCUGGGCAGGUGGAGUGCCCUUGUGCAGGAGCUGGAGGCAGCCCUGCAGCGCACCUUCCAGCCGGACGCCGUGGAGGAGUGGCUGGAGGAGAACGUGCAUCCCAGCAUGCGGCAGCUGCAGGCACUGCUGCAGGACCUCAGUGAGGCGGCCACGGCCCAGUUCCUGGUUGGUGGCCCCUGCUGGAACCAAGCUGCAGCCGGCCCCUCGCAGCCACUCCCUGCUGAACCUGGGGGCUGUGCGGGGCUGGGUAACCCCCAGGAUGCGCAGGGGUCUCUGGGGAAGGAGAAGCAGAUGGCAGCAAAGGACACACUCACUCAGCAGGGACCUGGGGCCGUGACCUGCACACAGAACUUUAUUCUGCAAUAAAGAGUGAAAGCUGCAGUCGGA
Messenger RNA from Oryctolagus cuniculus (rabbit), 1876 nucleotides. NCBI's taxonomy places the organism in Eukaryota, Metazoa, Chordata, Mammalia, Lagomorpha, Leporidae. The record is from RefSeq and is a predicted model, not a curated record.